AUGAUGUUCCCGAGCCUGAUCGCGCCGCCCGCCGUGUACCCGAGCCUCUUGCGCCCGACGCCCACCCUCACGCUGCCGCAGUCGCUGCAGUCCGCCUUCUCCGGCCACUCGAGCUUCCUGGUGGAAGACCUCAUCCGCAUCACCAGGCCGGCCAGUUACCUGCCCCGGAGCGGCGCCCCUCCGCCCAGCAUGUCCCCGCCCAUCUCGGCCGCCAGCGCCGCACGGACCGACACGGCGAGUGCCUCCUCCGAGCUGGGCGCCGCCAGCGCCGCGGGCGCCCGCCGCGGCUGCUCCGCGGAGCCCUCCGUCUCUCCCAGCAACGACGCCACCUUCCUGAAGUUCGGGGUCAACGCCAUCCUGUCGUCGACUCCCAGGACAGAAACUUCCCACGCGCUGAUCCAGAGUGUCCCUCCCAAGACUUUCUCCUUUCCAUACUUCGAGGGAUCCUUCCAACCUUUUAUCAGAUCUUCUUAUUUUCCAGCUUCUUCAGUGGUGCCCAUUCCUGGCACAUUCUCUUGGCCUCUUGCUGCCCGAGGGAAACCCCGCAGAGGAAUGCUCCGCAGAGCAGUCUUCUCAGAUGUGCAACGCAAAGCUCUGGAGAAAAUGUUUCAGAAGCAGAAAUACAUCAGCAAACCGGACAGAAAAAAAUUGGCGGCCAAGCUGGGUCUGAAAGACUCCCAGGUAAAGAUUUGGUUCCAAAAUAGAAGGAUGAAGUGGAGGAAUUCCAAGGAAAGGGAGCUCUUGUCAUCGGGCGGCUGCCGGGAGCAAACCUUGCCCACCAAGUUCAACCCUCACCCAGACCUCAGCGAUGUUGGCAAGAAGGGCUCUGGGGAGGAGGAGGAGGAAGCAGCGUCACCUCACUGCCCCGCCAGCCCCAGGCAUCCCUUGAGCUAUCACCAGUCCACUGAGCGCUCACACCUGAGAGACAGGUUGGACUCCCCGAUGCUCCCUUCCCCCACCCAUUCCAGCAGCCCCAGCAAACCCUCAGACUUCUCGGACUCAGAGGAAGAGGAUGAGGAGGGCGAAGACGAAGAAGAGAUCACGGUGUCAUAG
This is a messenger RNA of Varanus komodoensis (Komodo dragon), 1053 nucleotides long. RefSeq names its product developing brain homeobox 1 (gene DBX1). Gene Ontology annotation, biological process: cell differentiation in spinal cord; regulation of transcription by RNA polymerase II. Lineage: Eukaryota; Metazoa; Chordata; Lepidosauria; Squamata; Varanidae. The transcript has 4 exons. Gene Ontology annotation, molecular function: DNA-binding transcription factor activity, RNA polymerase II-specific; DNA binding. The record is from RefSeq and is a predicted model, not a curated record. The coding region runs from base 1 to 1053 and encodes 350 amino acids.